This is a messenger RNA of Xyrauchen texanus (razorback sucker), 6738 nucleotides long. It is a transcript of the gene evpla, whose product is annotated as envoplakin a. Gene Ontology annotation, biological process: wound healing; intermediate filament cytoskeleton organization. Gene Ontology annotation, molecular function: structural molecule activity; cadherin binding. Lineage: Eukaryota; Metazoa; Chordata; Actinopteri; Cypriniformes; Catostomidae. The record is from RefSeq and is a predicted model, not a curated record. Gene Ontology annotation, cellular component: intermediate filament; cytoplasm; membrane. The coding region runs from base 175 to 6114 and encodes 1979 amino acids. The transcript is spliced from 22 exons.
AUAGAAGAACAGCUUUAGUUCACCUCUGUGUGACAGUACUGGAGAGCCACAGAGAGACUGUGUGUGUUGUCGAGAGCCAAAUAGAGUUUGCAGGGCUUGUCGAAAACUAGGAGUGAGACCGAUUCACACACCCGUAGUAGAGAAGGUGAACCUCACCUCACUAAAACGUUCAGGAUGUUCAAGAAGAAAGACAGUACAUUGAAAGAUGAUUCCAAGACGAGCAAGUCACAGGUGAGUUCCCUAGCCUUGCUGAUUGCACGCAUGCAGAAGAAUGCAGACAACGUUGAGAAAGAUGUACUACAUGCAGAGCAGCUGCUCGUCAUUGAUGCUGACAAUGAGAAAAAGAAUCAGAAAAUAGUAAAUCAGAAGGAGACGGCAGACCUUCUAGGCCAGGCAGAGGGACUUCUGAAAGAUCUAUUCUUGGAUAUGGACAAAGCAAAGAAAUUGAAACACCCUCAGGCAGGAGAAAUAGAGAAUGAUGUUAGUCGACUUCAUGAGCGCUGGCUAAAAGAUUGUGCCCUUUACCGAGAGCUGUAUGAGCCAUUAAAUGAGGUGGAACUACAGCCAAGAAUUAACUGGUCUCAGGUGCUGAACCAGAAACAGAAAGACGCAAGUAAAGAGGAGUACGGUCCUACCAUGGUUGAACUGAAGAAGCAAAUUGCAGCUCAUAACAUCCUACAUAAGGAGAUUGAGUCUUACAACAAUCAGCUAAGCCCGGGAUCUACCAGCUCUCAGGAGGAAUAUGCUGCCAUUAAGAAGCAAUAUGCUAACCUACUGGAUAACUCCAAAUGGAGACAUCACUAUCUGAACAGCCUGUACGACUACAUGCAGGACUGUGAGAAGGAGGUAGCAUACAUGAGGGAAGAGCAAAACAAAAUCCUUAAACAGGACUGGAGUGAUCAGAUGGUCGACCAUACUGAUGUUCGCAGACAGUAUGAGAAUUUUAAGAAUAACAGUCUGCUGUCUCAUGAAAGUGAGGUCAACAAACUGCAAGAUGAUGGGGAUCGACUGAUUGAGCUGAAACAUCCUGCCGCCAGCACUAUACAGGCCCAGAGAGACACUGUUAGGAAUGAAUGGCAGACAUUUCUGAAUCUUUGCAUCUGUCAGGAAACACAUCUGGACAAUAUAGAGGAGUACAAAAGGUACCAAUUGGAUACAGAUACCUUGUCUGAGUCUUUGUCUAAGCUUGGUUCCUCUGUUGAUACGAAAGCACUCAAUGGCAAAACCUACACUGAAAUUCAGAUGCAGAUUGAGGCUGAGGAAAGACCUUUACAACGUAAUGAGCAGCUAUUGGCUGACCUGAGGAAGCGAAGCACCGCCAUCGCGCCACUAAAACUUCGCCGUUCUGCUCCCAGCAAAACUACCACUGUUGAGUCUCUGUGUGACUGGAAAACUCCCAAGGCUUCCUUAAACAGAGGAGAGCUGUUCAAUCUGAAGUCCAACUCAGACAAUGACAACUGGGAGGUGCAGUCCAGUGAAGGGACAAGCAAAAAGUUUCCUGGAGUUUGUUUUAUGAUUCCUCCACCUGAUCCUGAGGCCAUCAACAGAGUUGACCUACUGGGGAAAGAGUUGGAUGAUUUAAAGAAGAGACGAGCUUCUUUGAGAGCUUCACUGAACAAUCAAUCAACAAAGUCCUCCCUUUCACAGGCUCCAGUUCUUGCUCCAAGAGCCGAGGACAACCCCAGAGCUGUAGAGCUGGCUGGCCGUCUGAACCAAAUGGAUAAAAAUCUAGCUCAAGCUGAGAAGGACACACUGAGCAGUCUGAGAGCCCCACUGAACCGCACUGACCCUGCCACAGACCUCACCAACCGUCUGAAGGAGCAAGAGAAAACUGCAGCAACUCUCCAGCAGUUGGAAAAGCAGAGGGUUGCAGCCAAGAAGGAGAUUGAACCUUUGUUUUCUCAGGACUCUAAUGGGCCAACAACUUCUACUCUCCCCCAAAAACUUAGUGAUGCCAAAAACAAACAAGACAGUCUGGCUGCUCUCGUUGAUCUCUACAAAAGGAAGGUGAAUGCCUCUAUGGAUUUGGAGAAACAGCUGAGGAAGAUGGACAACACUGUCUCAGGUUUUGAGAAACAGCUUAGUAAUGAUUCUGCCAUCCCAGAUGCACCCAGUGCCAUCCAGAACGGUGUCCAAGAGGUUCAGAGUUUGAGAAAAAAUGUCACUGGAGCUCAAAGUGAGAUGCUGAAGCUUAGUGAGGACCUGGAGGCCCUUAAGAAGCUGUGCAGUUCUCUUCAGCAGGGGUACCAGGAGUACUGUCCUGAUAUACGCAGACAGGAGGCAGAGGUGAAGAAUCUUCAAAGCCGAUAUGCCAAUGUGAGCAGCCAGCUAAAUGAAAGGGAGAGGCUUUUUCAAGAGGCUGGCACAAAAUACCAGGACUUCCAGAAUGUGAGCCAAUCAUUAAGCUCCUUUUUAGAUAAUCUACCUGACAACAAGAUCAACCCUAAGGAUGAUUUGUCUCAAGUGAAUGCCAAGCAGAAGUCUCAGAAGAGGUUGGUGGAUGAUAUUCAGAGGAAGGGCGAUGACAUGGACAGGGUGGUUGAUCUCUCCAAAGAUCUCCAAAGUGUUCUUAAUGAAUAUGAGAUUAAUUGUGAUAAGUACAAAGCUACUCUUGAUGACACAUCUUCACCAAAUGCUAAAAGGCUUCACACCUCGACCCUGGCUGAGUCUGUUGCAAAACAGGAGAAGGAUCUUAUUAACCGUUACGCUGAGACAGCUGCUGAGAGUAACCAGUUACUCAAUCAGAUGGACUUAGCGAAAUGCAUCCUGGCUGAGAAUGUGGAAAGAGUAAAUGUAGUACAACAACAGCAGGUACAACAAAAAGCCAUUGAGGACACAGAAGGUCUCCAGAAAGAAUUAAAGGAGCAAAUUUCCAAACGUACCAAUACAGAGAAUGAACUUAGCACCCUCCAGAACAAAGUUUUAUUUCUGAAGAGUCGAAGAGGAGUGGAGCGACUGGAAGAGAAGGAGGUUCUGCAGUACUACCGUGACCCAGAACUUGAAGCUGAAUUGGAGGACUUUCAAAAGAAUAUCCAUGAAGAAGCCCUAACACGCUCCAAAACCCAGAGUGAGAUUGAGGUGUUGACCAGAAAGAUCACAAAUCUAGAAAGUGAACUAAAGUACACAAAGCCCAAGCUUGUGACAAGAGAGGUGACAGAAGUAGAGAAAGACCCUCAGCUGGAUGUAGAAGCCUCACACAUUCGAGAAAAGAUAAACACAUUGAGGAGUGAAAUUAGAGUUAAAGAACAAGAGAAAGCUCAUCUGCAAAUUGAAAUGUCAAUUUUGGAGCAAAAGAAGUACAACAUAAAAGAGAAGGUGGUGCAAAAGGAAGUGGUAAGGCUGGAGAAAGAUCCAGCAAUGUUGAAGGCAGUUAGGACAUUUGAGAUGGAGAUCUCAGAUGAAGGUGAGAGGAGCAAGUCAAUGAACAGAGAAAUCUCCCAAAUCAAGAGUCAGAUCGCUUCUCUUGAGAGACUUAUUCCAACUUUAGAGCCAAAGAUAGUCAUAAAGGAGGUGAAGAAGGUUGAGCAGGACCCUGGACUCAUAAGUGAGUCUAAAGAGCUUCUGGGUAGAAUAGAAGACGUUAGAAAUGAGAAUACAAAUCUCAUGACAGUGCUGAGUAACAUUCAAUCACGCCAUGUCCAAGUACAUCAAAUGAAACCCAAAGUGGAAGUCAAAGAAAUCAUAAAUGAGAUCUAUAGGGUGGCCCCUGAGACAGAGGCAGAGAUGCAACGCUUGAGAAGGGAGCUACAAGAUAACAGCAGGCAGAACUCAGACAAUGAAAUAAAAAUCAGCAUGGUCAAAAUGGAGGUUGAUGGUCUACAUGGGAAGAAUCCCAUUGUUGAGUAUAAGGAAAUUGUUCAGGAGGUUGUAAAAGAGGAAAGAAGUCCAGAGAAUGUAAGAGAAAUACAGAAGCUCUCAGAUCAGGUCUAUUCCUUAAAUAAAACCUACAAUAAUUUGCAAGAUGAGCUUAUCCGUUUAAGAAAAGACAGGGAUGAAUGGAGGACUGAAAGAUCAAAGGUUGAGACCAGGAUUGUCACUAAAGAUGUAACUAAGUAUGUUGAUGACCCACUUCUGGAAAAGGAAGCAGAUCGUCUCAGGAAAGAGGUCCGUGAGGAAACUCAGAGGCGUAGAACUACGGAGGAAAUGGUGUUUGAACUUCAAAAUAAAUACAUUCAGCUUGAGAGACAAAAACCAGAAGAAAAGGUAGUAGUGCAAGAAAUAGUGCGUCUACAAAAGGAUCCAGGGCAGAUUCUUGCUUAUGAAAGACUUGGCAGGAGUCUAGAUGAAGAAGUGAAGAAUCGGAGAAAAUUUGAGUUAGAGGUUCAGCAGAUGAGAACUUUGGUGGAAGAUAAGGAGAGAACCAUCAGAAGCAGUGAUGAAAGGCAGAGAAAGAUCCAGGUGGAAACUGAGCUGAGACAAAUCAAAUCCAGAAUCCACGAUCUAGAAACUGCCCCACCACCCAUUGAAGAAAACAUAGUUAUUGAAGAAGUUCUGAAAGUUGAGAGGGACCCAAAACUAGAUAAAAUGACCAAUGGUCUCCGAACAGACAUGGAUAAGCAGAGCGGUGAUAUUAUGCGUUUAGAGAGAGACAUCAGGAACUUGAAACUUCAGAUAGACAUCCUGCAGCGAGAUAAAUCAGUUGAGAAGACUGUCUAUAAGGAGGUUGUUCGUGUAGAGAAAGACCAGGCAGUGGAGGCAGAACGGUCCCACGUUCGAGAACAGGUACUUCAGCAGAAAAAUGCUAGACGAGACCUUGAGGACGAAAUCCACCGUCUAGUUGAGAAACUGCAGCGACUAGAAAGCAAAAGAACUAGCAUGUCCUUGGAGGAGACCAACCUGAUUCAUGAUAGGGAAAAACUGCAAAGAGAAAAAGACACCCUCCAGAGAGAGCUGAAAACUUUGGAGUCUGAAAGACAAAACAGCAGCAUAUCAUACCAGCAGCAGUCUAGACUGAUGAGUGAAAUAAAUCAAAUGAACAGGCAAAAAAGCAUCAAAAUGGAAACUGAUAUUCAGAGGCUGGAAAGGGACAUCCUGGAUGAGAAGGACAAAACCUACAAGCGUGAUAACACAAUCAGGGAGCUAAAAAACAGUUUGAAGAAAGAUGAUUCCUCAGAUACUCGAACUAAUGAGUUCAACGUCUCCACAAAGAUUAGCAUUCUGGAUCCUAACACUGGUAAAGACAUGUCACCAUAUGAUGCCUACAUGCAAGGCUUCCUUGAUCGUAACCAGUACAUUCACCUGCAGGAACUGGAAUGUGACUGGGAGGAAAUCUCCAAAUUAGGACCUGAUGGCGAGACAGCUGUUUUGCAAGAUCGCAAGAGUGGCAAACAAUACUCCAUCAAAAAUGCCCUAAGAGAAGGUAGGGUAACUAAAUACCAACUACAACAGUACAAGGAUGGCAAAAUGCCUAUCUCAGAGUUUGCUCUACUUGUGGCUGGUGAAAAAAAAUCUCUGUCAUACACCCCAAUUAACAGCCAACCAUCUCAAAAGCUAAACGAAGAGUUCCCCAUCUGUGGCGUGUAUGAUGCACUCACUGAUUCAUGUCUAAAUGUGCGCAAUGCCAUGGCUCGAAAGAUGAUUGACACCAACACUGCCCAAAAGCUGCUUGAAGCACAGGCAGCCACUGGUGGCAUUAUAGACAUCAGCAACGGUAUAAAAUAUUCUGUCCACAAAGCAGCUGAUCGAGGUCUGAUUGAGACCAGCCAGCAACAGCGGUUACUAAAUGCUCAAAAGGCCUUCACUGGAGUUGAAGACCCUAUGACAAAAGAACGUCUGUCAGUUGGAGAGGCUGUUCAGAAAGGGUGGAUGCCCAAAGAGAAUGCCAUGCGUUACAUGGAGGCACAGUAUCUGACAGGUGGGUUGGUUAACCCCAACAAAGCAGGAAGAGUCAACAUAGUGGAUGCUGUCAGCUCUAAAAUGAUUGAUAGUACAAUGAUGAGAGAGCUUCAGGAAGAGAUCAACUAUGCUAAAGAGUUAAUUGAUCCCAUUACCAAAGAGAAGAUCAACUACAAGCAGGCUUUAGCUCGUUGUAAAAUAGACCCACUUUCAGGUCUUCCAAUGUUUCCUGCUUCCUCCAAAGAAUUUGCCUAUACCUCAUACUUCAGUCAUACAUAGACACUCAUUUAAAGUCUGUUUAAAAAUAUUAUCAGUCAAUCUAGUUUCCACAGAGUUAACUGUGACCAUUUAUGCUUGGUUAAUAUGAAAAUAGUGACAUCAAAUCUGAUCUAUACUGUACUCACACUACAAUUGUAAAUCUUAGGUGCUAUAAUAUCUGCCAAAUUGAACACAUUACUUAAAUUUAUUCGACUCGACAACAGCUUUCAUUUACACAUCUCAACAGCUAAGAUGCUUGUGUUUACUUCCUCUAAGUGAUGGGGCAGAAUAUUCUAAUCUAAAUCUACAGUAUAAGAAAUAUUCAUCCACAAAUAUGGUAAAAAAAAUUAUGUUAUACUUGUUUUUUCCCCCAUGGCAUAAAGGGCCAGAAGUGCAAUUUCUGAUUUAAAGUGAUAAUACGUUUAAUUAUUUAUGCCAUUCUUUUAUCUUUGAAAUUUCUGGAACUACUAUAUGCUGAGAAUAAUUAAAAAGGUAAUUCCUUUUUUGUCAUUUUGUUACAUUUACUUUGUUUCUUCUAACUGAAAUCAGUACGUUCAAUAUUGGUAGCUAAUGUAUUAUUUGCAGUCAUAACAUGUUAGUUAGCAACUAAAUUUACUGUAAUGUAUCAUUUAAAAUGUUUUAAUG